Messenger RNA from Populus trichocarpa (black cottonwood), 2254 nucleotides. Its product is annotated as protein WVD2-like 4. NCBI's taxonomy places the organism in Eukaryota, Viridiplantae, Streptophyta, Magnoliopsida, Malpighiales, Salicaceae. The coding region runs from base 558 to 2069 and encodes 503 amino acids. Gene Ontology annotation, molecular function: microtubule binding. The record is from RefSeq and is a predicted model, not a curated record. The transcript has 10 exons.
UUUCGAUCCACUUCAUCGAGAUGCACAUCCUACUUUAACUCUCCUCACCCAUCUCUCUCUCUGUUGUAUUUCUUGAACAGAAACCAGAUGGAGUGACAGUGUAUGUACAUGUCACUAUAACUGGCUCUUACAUAUCUAUCGUUGUAGAUUUAGACUCAGAGUUUGUCACUUCUUUACCAUUCCUACAUACAUUUCUGUGUUAUAUCUCAUUUGCUCUCUUGUCUCCUUCGACAGUUCAAACUCCACUCCUCCGCUGGUGUCUAAAGUUUGCGAGAGUUUGCAGUGUUGUUUGGUUGCCGAGAUGUUAAGGGAAAGGAAAGGUCUUGAAGCUCGCAUGCUUUAGGAACUACAAUAGUUAAAUCUCCAUUCUGCUCCUAGUUUCCAUAAGUGAAGUGGGUUUUCCUUCCAAUGACGUGUGUGGUUGUUGUGUGGGGUUUUGCAGUUAAGGAUUUGAUUUAUCUUUUGUUUGAUUGCUAAGGAGGAGUUGUAAAAGAUAGAAUUUGGUUUGUCUGUAUUAACAUUAAAAGGGAGUUCCUUGCAACAAGAUUCCUCGAAGAAUGGAGGUCGACAAUGCAGUUAAAGCGAAUGAGGAAACCAUCGCAGAAGAAAUUCAUGCUGAAGCAACUGUUGUGGCACCAGAAAAAGAAAAAACAAAUGCUAGCAAUAGUGAAAGGCCUCUUAAUGCCAAUGAAACAUCUGAGAGUUUUGCCAAAGCUGAAGGUCUUAAUUCUUCUUCUAUAGCAAGUGAAGGUGCAGCAAGUGUUUCUCAACGAAAAAUCUCAAAUGCCUUAAAGGAACCUGCUCCUCGGAAAGACACGAGUUCAAAGAACAGCAAAUUGGCCAAGGAUAAGCCUAAUAUGAAAGGCUCAGGUGCAUUUUCACGUAGCCAUAGGCCAAUACUUUCUCAAAGUGUUUCAUUUCCCGCAAAAGGAGUGUGUACUGAUAAUAUGACGAAGAGCAUUGAGGAACACCCGCUCAGAACUGCUGCAAAGCAUGCCCGAGAUGAAGGAACAAAGGUGAAGGUCUCUUUUCCCCAUAUAUCAGUCACUUCAAGUCCCCGUCUCAAUCAAGCCAACAGGCGUGUUCCAACUGGAGUGAAUUCAAAGGAAUCAAAUAUCAAUUGUAGUAAAACUUUAACUAGGCAGAGUUCUUCAGCAGGCAAGUCUUGCAGUCAACAGGCUACGUCUGUGAAAUCAAGUUCUUUGAAUGAAGCAGCUAAGGGCCAUCCACCCCAGGCUUCUGAGUCUGCUGCUCAUCAAAAUUCAAAACCUGAGACAACCACAUUGUCAAGCAAAGAAGAUGAUGACACCCAUUCCACAACCUCAAGUGCCACUCCUAGCGGGAGGAGAAGCAGUGGUUCUGGAUUCUCCUUCAGAUUGGAAGAACGUGCUGAAAAACGGAAGGAGUUCUUUUCAAAGAUUGAAGAGAAGAUCCAUGCCAAGGAAAUUGAACAAACUAACUUGCAGGAAAAAUCAAAGGAGAACCAGGAGGCAGAGAUCAAGCAACUGAGGAAGAGUUUGACAUUUAAAGCUACACCUAUGCCAAGUUUCUACAAAGAACCUCCUCCAAAAGCAGAACUAAAGAAGAUACCAACUACUCGUGCAAUAUCACCGAAGCUUGGAAGGCGCAAGAGCUCCACCACUUUAACGAACAACUCUUUGGAAGACAGUGGAUCUUCUUUUAGCCCACGAGCUUCUCACAGCCCACGUCUGAACCAAGAAUCAAGCAACCCAACCAAGGGAAUUCAGAGAAAUGGUAACAAGGAUAAUGGCGCUUCAAAAACCCCAAUUAGGAAGUCCCAACCUAAGCUUCAAUCUCACCAAAUCAUGGCCAAUGGACUGGAAGGAAAGACUGUCAAGUCCAAAGCAAAGCCACCUGGAGCAGAGAAUCAAACCCAGAAAGCUGGUGUCGGAAAAGUGGAAGAAAACGAGAAUAAUUCUAAGAAAAUCCCUUUAUGUGAUAAUGGAAUUCAGACCAUGCCUGAAAACAACACUCCUCAGAACGAUGGACUGGUAUUGUCCUCGUCCAAUCCUGAGUUCAUGCUCCCUCAAGUCACAGUCGGAGGGUGAGAACUUGAUUAUUUUAUCUUGUAUCUGUAGUUUUUUUUCAUUCAAGUUCCAUGUUGUUGUGAAUAGGCUGGCUGUAUGAUAGCGUAUAUGGCAUUUUUUUAGGGUACUUGUGAAGUCAACAUAAAUCUACCAUUUGAACAUGCAUUCCUUAUCAAUAUAAGCUUGUAUUCCUUUUUAAAAUUUUA